Messenger RNA from Zychaea mexicana, 565 nucleotides. RefSeq names its product 30S ribosomal protein S6. The transcript is spliced from 3 exons. Lineage: Eukaryota; Fungi; Mucoromycota; Mucoromycetes; Mucorales; Lichtheimiaceae. Gene Ontology annotation, cellular component: ribosome; mitochondrial small ribosomal subunit. The record is from RefSeq and is a predicted model, not a curated record. Bases 76 to 414 code for a protein of 112 amino acids. Gene Ontology annotation, biological process: translation. Gene Ontology annotation, molecular function: small ribosomal subunit rRNA binding; structural constituent of ribosome.
GUUUUUUUGUUUUUUUCUAUACUCAGCUGCUGCUGGACUUUUGUCACUCGUUUCUCUACACACAUUUAUAUAAACAUGCCAUUUUACGAGCUGGUGUGCAUUGCGCGAUCAACGCUUGCAGAGAGCAAUUUGAAGGAUCUCGUCAAGACCUCUGCCACCCAGGUUCUGAAUCGAGGUGGUGUUGUUCGAGGUUUUGACAACUGGGGUGAAAAGAAGCUUCCCCAUCGUAUCAAGAGACAUCAAGAAUAUUUCACAGAUGGCCAGUACUGGAUCAUGCACUUUGAUGCCAAUCCGCUGAUCGUACAAGACUUGGGCAAAAAGUUAUUGGUUGAUUCGCGCGUUCUUCGACACACGUUCGUUAAGUUGGGUGACAAGCUCGAUACUGUCAUUGCUCGACCUGACAAAAGCAAAUAACGUAUCAUGACAUAUUUAUACAUACAACACACAUCGACACCAACAUACAAAAUGCACACACACACACACACACCAGCGAAACCUACCCUAAAAAAGUUACUCUUGUAAAUAAUAUAGUUUCUUUAGACUGUCUUUCUUCCUUACGCAUUCU